This is a messenger RNA of Anoplophora glabripennis (Asian longhorned beetle), 3957 nucleotides long. RefSeq lists its product as uncharacterized. Gene Ontology annotation, biological process: positive regulation of transcription by RNA polymerase II; cell fate commitment; negative regulation of transcription by RNA polymerase II. Gene Ontology annotation, molecular function: DNA-binding transcription factor activity, RNA polymerase II-specific; RNA polymerase II cis-regulatory region sequence-specific DNA binding; zinc ion binding. The transcript is spliced from 8 exons. Gene Ontology annotation, cellular component: nucleus. Lineage: Eukaryota; Metazoa; Arthropoda; Insecta; Coleoptera; Cerambycidae. Bases 262 to 2097 code for a protein of 611 amino acids. The record is from RefSeq and is a predicted model, not a curated record.
GAUGGCGCCCCCUAUUGGAAAAGAGAUCAAGACUGAUAAGAGCUGUCUUGCACUAAUCACAGCGAAGCACCUUCUUUAAUCAAAGGUGGCCAUGGCAGUGCCUUAAUUUAUAACACAGCGUUUGACAAAUGGAAUGACGAGUGUGCCGUGUCUGUACCAUUUUAAAAACCAUCUAAAAACAAUAAGAAAGGCUGUGAAUCAACUAGAAUUUAUGUUAAAUGUGUUGUGUGUGCUUUUGUUUUGCGUCCAAAGUGUUUAAAUAUGUGUAAUGUACCGCCAAAGUUUUAUCAAUUGUGUCGUUUGUGUUUAUCUUUUGAUAAGGAGAAUGUUCUAUCUAUUUUCGAUAAGGCUGCUGUGGACAGAAAUAUCCCUAGGAAAAUCAUGACGUGUCUGUCAAUUCUGGUGUCAGACGACGACAACUUGCCACACGUAAUUUGCCUAAGAUGUACAGAACAGCUAGAGGCGCUAAGUAGAUUUAGGGAAGUCGCCAGGAAGACGGAGGAUCUGUUGAACCAAUUCUUGGUCUACACGAAAGAACUGACGGGGACGGAAGAGGAAAACAUGUGCCAGUCCGAAAAAGUCCUCGACACCCUGACCGCAUCUUUGCCAAUUAACCCAGAAGACUUAAAAGUAGAACCACCCGAAUUACCUUGCAGUAUUACGAAAGAAGUCAAGCAGGAACAACCUGAACUCACCAUAACAGCAAUACCGCGCGAGUCCGAGAACCCUCCUCCACACAUAGACAAUAAUCACCAGCACACGCAACCCGAACCACCAAGGGAACACUUACCGGACUCCACGAGGGAGCCCCUGAUAAAGGUCAAACCGCCCAGUCUCUUGCAGUACAGUGUGGAAGAGCAACCGGUUGUCGUCGCUCCACCCAGGAUCCUUAACCAGGACGUGGCUAACUUCUUGGACAGGCAACCGGAGGCGGAGGGCAGGAUAAGUCCUGUGGAGCCUGCGGACCUGUCUAAUAAGAGGCCGGAGAACCUCACUUGUGUUCCCGAGAUCGAUUUUAUAAAAGAGGAGAACGAUAACGCUUCUGUUUAUAGCAAUAGCUCAGAUCCUGAGAGGUUGGAAGUUGAUAUGUCGCAGGCGACAGAAGAGCACAGCAACUCCACGACCCGAAGCGGCACCUCCCCCGUCCCGGAAACGGGCAGGGAGAACGAACCCGACUCCUCGUUAUGGCGGGCCCUCUCCCAGAACGGCUACAACCCCUCCACCCCGCUGUCAGGCGAGGCCAGUCAGUUACUCAGGAAGCUGAUAACUUGCCGGAGGCUGGGGAUGAGCAUCACGCCGGCGCCGCCGCACGUCCUCAACUACACCCUCUUCCAGGACCAGCAGAGGGCGAUGCAGGCGCAGGGGGUGAACAUGGAGAAGAGCUCAGCGAGGAGGAAACAGAGCUUUCCGACGAAGGCCAGUGUACAGGUGGAGGCGACCCCCAUGGAACAGGAGAAGGAGGAGGAGGAUUAUAUACCGGACUUCACCGGGAACAAUCCGUGGUGUAACAUUGUAAAAGGAAAGGGUGGCCCGGGAAUGGCGCGAAGGGUAGACCUCUCGUGUACCAACUGCGGCACGCAGACUACGACGAUUUGGCGACGGAAUAUGCGAGGCGAGAUGGUGUGUAACGCUUGCGGGCUGUACUACAAGCUUCACGGCGUCGACAGGCCCCAUACCAUGCGGAGGGACACGAUCCACACUAGACGCAGAAGGCCUAAGGCUCCGGACAUGAAGGAUAAGUGUAAAGAGUACAGUUCAUUCGCUGGGCCUAUAAAAACAUACAAAGGUAAGCCCCCGAAAGCUAUCGCUCCAAAAGAAAAGGACAACAACACGUCGGAAUCGACGGACACCGAAGAUAUGUUAAGCGCGUUGAGGAGGCAGAUCCAGCCGCACCUCGUUAUGGCUCUACAGGGGCACAAGAAUCCAAGUGCUCCCAAUUUCCCACACAUACAGGGUCCCCCGCCUUUGUCGAAAUUCUUGCCUACAGGAGCGUCCCCGAGCGGGUCCGCCCCCGAGGUGGACUCGGACGAGGACAGUAUAGCAGAUCUGCCGCUAAACCUCGUCUCGACGCAGAUGACGGAGGCUGAGCUGCACUAACAAUAAACUCAUAAAAUUGAAUUAGAAACUUGGUAAUUUCUAAUAGAGUCCUCGUAAAGUAUACCAGUGAUACCAACUCUACUUAAUAGUUUUAGAUUUUUACCAUAACCGGAAGAAUUGAAGAAAUUUUUACCCAAAACUGCGCUCUCUCAAUUAGGGAUUUUUUUUUAACUUGUACUUACACGAUAAUACUCAUUUUGUAACGUGAACUUUUUGUACUUUUUUUUUGUUUGUUUUUUAAACGCAGAUUGUGAUAUUUUCCACAAAUGCAUUAAUUCAAUUUUUUUUACCGGAAUAAAAGAGAACAUAACCAAACUUUUGCUUAUGCCAGUAGUACCUUAAUAUUAGUAUUAUUUUUUUACUUCUCGAAUGUUUUUUUUAUACUUUCUUUUUAUUAUUAAGUAUAACAGUAUAGAUUGUUAAGGAACAUAUUUAUAACGGUUUUUGAUAUUACAGUGCCAGGUAGAGAGUUUACGAAGCAGGAGUGGCGGGAGUCGAUCGGGUUCUUUGAACAAUUUUUUAAUAGUUUUUGUUUCUAUGACGGAAUAAUACGAAAGCUACAUCAAACUUAUCUUCUUCCUCUUUAGGCGCAGCAAAGACAUUAACUUUAAUGUGUGUGUAUAGUCGUUUAAUGUGUGUGUAUAGUCGUGGACAAAAAAAGGGACUUAAGACGUGAACUGAUCCCUUCAUCCCUUCAUAAUGUAUAAAGAAAUUAUUCAAUUUCUAAAACCCUUAAAAGCGUAUGGCAUUGGAUCCCUUGACCGGCAAUGAUUAUUACUUUGCAUCGAAUAUGAACCUAACCAAACUUUAAUGGCAGAUUUUGCAGUAUAAAUCGCCAAAAACAAUCCUAAAACGGUGUUUGGAUAUGCUUUGUUUUUGGUGUACAGGGUGUUCAAAAUAAAUGAAAAUAUAUCGUUUAUUUUAAAUUAUACAGAAAACAGUUGAGGAAAACCGUAUAAGUAAUACAGAACCUACAAAAAUGGAACAAUAAUUUUAUUUCCUUCAUGGUGGCAAUAAAAUUUCAGUAAGAUUAAAAAUUAUUAAAACAAUAAGGUCAAGAUUACAUUAAAACGCAACAUUCUGUCUCACCGACUGCGUUUGGUGCAAUUUUUCACGAGAUUCUGUUCAACCAACCAGCGAUCGCAUUGUCUCAAGCGUAGCUGUAACGGUUUGUUACUGUUCAUUGUAGACAAAUCGUGGUGAUGCCAAGAUUUAGGUAUAAUUAUUUUUAUUUCAAAUGUUUUGACACUUUUAGCGAUACCUUAAACAGAUUCUAAUAUUUGUAAAGUAAACCCUUUACUAGUGAUAGUGAACCAAAUUUGAAAUUAGAAAAAAACAUCUGAAGCAAAAUUUAUUACAAAUAAUCUUCAUCGUCCAUAUUCAUUUGUGGAGCAAAAAAAUUAAAGCAGUGUGCCAAGCUAGAAUCAAAUCGCUUUUUUAAUAUUGAAAAAUCAUUUUUUUCUCCAGAAACUUGGACACUGUAUUUCGAAAGUGAAGAACUUAUUUUUUUGUUGAUUUGUGAUGCAAAACCAUCGAGUUCGAGCAAGAAUUUUAAUUAUAUCUUGUACAGACAUUUGCGCUUGAAGAAUUUAUUUUUGAGAUACAGGGUGUUGAAAAAAACAUAAAUCUCUAAAUAUCUUCUGAACAAAUGAAGACAUUUAAACAAAAUUUCGUACACAUAGUACGCGAAUCGAAUAGUAUUCAAAGUGUGAUAUUAACAUUUUGACAUUUUUAGUUUAUUUUCAAUGAAAUUCUUUCGCAUUCAUAGUUUUAACCAUUUUGGUACAAUUUAGCAAUUUGUUGGUAUAGUCUUUCCGAAGUCAGUUGAACAUGUUUAAAAACGCCUAGCAAUAAAAUUUA